AUGGCGCUCGACCUCGCUGUCGCGGGCUCGGCGGCCCGCAAGGCCGAGGUCCAAACCCUAGCGCCCGUGCUGCUCAUGGGCCCACCGCCUCCGCCGCCGAUCCCGCCGACGCCGGGGAUGUACCUCCCAGGUCCCCCGCCCCCGGGGGUUCUCCUGCCGCGCCCGAUCCCCGCACCGCUUACUCGCGAGGUCAUCGCGCACAUGGACGAGUGCCGGAGCCGCUCCCUCCUCAAGUUCAUUUCCGACGUGGGGAUUAUGCCUUCGCUAGAGGACGAGCAGAGGAGGGAGCGGGUGGUACGCGAACUCGGCAAGAUAGUGAUGGAUUGGGCAAAGAGGGUGGCGUACGAGCAGAGGAAACAACAUUGGAUCACAUCAGCCGCAGUGUUGACCUUUGGCUCCUAUGCCUUGGGGGCAUAUGGACCUGAAUCCGAUAUUGAUGUUCUCUGUGUCGGUCCCUAUAUUGCAUCACUGCAACAUCAUUUUUUUGUUGUCCUGCGACACAUGCUUGAAGGGAGGCCAGAAGUAUCAGAAUUGCAUUCAAUUGAAGGAGCUAAGGUUCCAUUGAUGCGUUUUAAAUUCAACGGAAUUUUAGUUGACUUUCCUUAUGUCCAACUCCCAGUGAUCAAUGCUGCAGAGGCUAUACAUGCAUUUGAUCCCCGUGUGCUAGAGAAUGUUGAUGGGGCAAGCUGGAAAUGUCUAUCUGGAGUUUGUGUUAAUAGACAAAUCAUUCAAUUGGUUCCUAAUAUGAAGAAGUUCCAAUAUCUGUUGCGGUGUCUUAAACUAUGGGCAAGAAAAAGAGGACUUCAUUGCCAUCUACUUGGCUUCUUUGCUGGGAUUCAUUUGGCGAUUCUUGCUGCAUAUGUUUGUCGCAGACAUCCAAAUGCUAGUAUUAAUACUUUGUUAUCUUUGUUCUUUGAGAUUUUUGUUCAUUGGCCUUGGCCUCUCCCAGUGAGUUUGCUUGAUCCGCCAGCUCUUUGUCGGGGUACUGAUGGGUGCUCUCUCAUGCCCAUAAUGUUGCCCUGUAUUCCACCAGAAUUUUGCUCUUCUAGUAUGACACAAAGUACUUUCAGCAAAAUCAAAGAAGAACUUCGGCGUGGUUAUGCUUUGACCAAGGAUACCAGAACUACUGAUUUUGACUGGAGUUGGCUCUUUGCACCUUUUCCAUACGGUGCAAGAUACAAAUGCUUUCUCCGCAUAUUUCUCUCUGCUCCGAUGGCUGAAGAAUUACGUGACUGGGUUGGAUGGGUGAAAUCACGUUUCCGCAACCUUAUUCUCAAGCUCGAGAGUCUUGGUGUUUACUGUGACCCAGAUCCAUUGGAGCAAGCUGAUCAUACCAUUAAUGAGCCAAAUGUUGUAUUCUUCUGGGGUCUCAUGUACAGAAGGAAUAUUCAAAUAUGUACAAGUUCUCUCAAAGAAGACUUCAUGAAAAGUGUCCUGAAUAACAUCUAUGGAAAGGAAAAAUGUGCCCAUUCGGAUAUCACAAUGUCCAUUGUUGGGCCUCCCCAGCUGCCUAAAAGUGUUUUUGAUCACUCAGUUUACUCAGAGAAGCUGCCACCACAUAUGAUGGGGCACCAACUAAUGAAGCAGAGCUACAAUGCAGUCAGUUAGGGCUCCAAUAUCAUAUUGUCCGCGAGCUUCGUUUGUGAAUAUGAGAACAGUGAGAAGCCGAUGUUGAGAUCGUUUCCAACAUCAGAACUUCAGAAUUUUUGGCUGUCCUUUUAUAUGUAGGGGCUUGUUCAUGCCUUUGGCACAAGGAAUAUGGAAGUAUUCUAUCGUGGAGCUGGAUGUCGAGAGCUGGAUCGUUCUUCAAGCAUCCAGCACAAAAUAGGGCCAUUCAAGCGACUUAUUCCUGUUGUGAGGCAUGUGCAGGUACAUGUAUAUUCAUGUACACAGCAUAGAAAUUGGUAUACAAGUGACAGGGAGGUACCAUAUAGCCGUAUGUACACUGUAGGUGUAAUGUUUGUACCCAGCAGCAAAAAAUGUGUAAAUUGCUUCCUGUUGUUAGAGAUGCUGCUGGGCAGUGGGCAAAGAUGUGGACGUUGAUAUGAAAUGGAUUGUGAAUGGAAGUUAUCCAUUCUAGGUCAAUAUGAAAGUGUUUUGGAUCGACCGAUCCACUUUAGCUGUUGUAGGCUGCAAAAGAACUUUUGUCUGUCCUACCAACCAAGAAUUUGUUGUAGUGAUCAUAGACUUUUGAGGAAGCAAAAUUAUGUACUCAAGCGUUAAGUCUGGCCUAAGCUUGUUGUAAUUGCAGCCAAUGCUGUUUCCGUU
Panicum hallii is the source of this 2268-nucleotide messenger RNA. RefSeq names its product nuclear poly(A) polymerase 3-like. The transcript has 10 exons. The record is from RefSeq and is a predicted model, not a curated record. Lineage: Eukaryota; Viridiplantae; Streptophyta; Magnoliopsida; Poales; Poaceae. The coding region runs from base 1 to 1608 and encodes 535 amino acids. Gene Ontology annotation, cellular component: nucleus. Gene Ontology annotation, molecular function: RNA binding; poly(A) RNA polymerase activity.